AUGCAUGGCCUCGCAAGCAACAACUACGACCGAUUCUCAUAUGCGAUUCAAGGAGGCGCCGCGAGCACUUCGGCUUUCAUUGUCCCAAGUAUCAUCGUGCGCUUCAACCUCGAGCAGCGAGUGAAGGCACUAAAUCUUUGGCAAGAUAAGAUCUACUGGCAUGAACGCAGGAUAGGCAUCCGGUUCGACCAUCAUGAUAACCCCGAACUUUCUAGCAUCGAUUUCAGCACGCUUUCGAAGGAUCUCAAUGCCGCAAACACGAACCUCGCAUACGCAGUAUGGCUCUGCAAAAGCACUACACGUAUGCUUGACUUCCUUGACCAGGUUGCAAAGAGAUAUAAAAGGCAGGCUGAUGCUAAUAAGAUCUCCGAAGACGAUUCAACGGAGAUCGAGCAGCUACUUCUUGACACUCAUUCUGAACUCCGGUCUUGGAAUGCGGGUCUCGAGGAUCGGGCAGAAUACUUGUCCAAGCGAGGACAAGCCCUGGUGCAAACUGCCUACAGUGGGAUUGCGCAGCGCGACUCAGCGACAAGUCUUCGUUUGGCGAGCACGAGUACAAAUUUGGCACAGUCGUCUCAAAGCGUGGCAAUAUCGACUUCACGCGAUAGUGCCGUCAUGAGAAUCAUCGCGGCCAUCACAAUAUUCUUUUUACCUGCAACCUUUACUGCUACAUUCUUCAGCACAACGUUCUUCAACUUCAACGACGAUCUAGAUGGACGAGUGUACUCUCAUUGGAUCUGGCUGUACUUUCUGGUCACCACCACGCUGACUCUAGUCGUGGUAGUGGGUACAUGGCUUCUAUGGCGCAAGAAAGAGCGAGAAGUUGUGGCAGCUUUGACCUCGCCAAUUAAGGAGCAGGAAGGCAGCACUGUACACAUGCAUCAGCAACUACUUGAACCUGGAACAGAUCAAUAUGCGGAGCAAGAAAGCAGCCAUGCAUCACCCAGAGCAACGUUCGCAAGAUUACGUGCAAUUCCUGAGUGGGCACGAUCGAACCAACGGAAAAUAUCGCAUAGCAAAGAAGGAACAAGCGCAUAA
This is a messenger RNA of Alternaria atra, 1038 nucleotides long. RefSeq lists its product as uncharacterized. NCBI's taxonomy places the organism in Eukaryota, Fungi, Ascomycota, Dothideomycetes, Pleosporales, Pleosporaceae. The transcript has 3 exons. Bases 1 to 1038 code for a protein of 345 amino acids. The record is from RefSeq and is a predicted model, not a curated record.